Exophiala oligosperma is the source of this 5797-nucleotide messenger RNA. RefSeq lists its product as uncharacterized. The coding region runs from base 22 to 5493 and encodes 1823 amino acids. Gene Ontology annotation, biological process: RNA export from nucleus; protein import into nucleus. The transcript is spliced from 2 exons. Lineage: Eukaryota; Fungi; Ascomycota; Eurotiomycetes; Chaetothyriales; Herpotrichiellaceae. Gene Ontology annotation, molecular function: structural constituent of nuclear pore. Gene Ontology annotation, cellular component: nuclear pore inner ring. The record is from RefSeq and is a predicted model, not a curated record.
GCGACUGAGGCCUUUUUAAACAUGGCGCCCGGCUCACUGAGCCCCGUGUAUCUCCCAGACUUGGGCAGAUGUCUCGCCGGCGACCUGCUGCUUCCAUCUUGGGAUGACCUUCUUGACGGCCUACUUUCCCACGACGAUAUACGAUCAAGUCUUGCAGUAGAGAUACUUUCCGGCGAUCGCCCCAAGAAGAUUUUGUCCCAGCCAUACCCAUCCUUUCCAAAGCCCUCUUCCACUUCCAAGACUGCCUUCGAUACCUCUAGCGCGGGGAUCAAGCCAUCCUCGGACUCUCUUUACGAUGUUGAGGAAAUCAAAGCUGAUGCCUUGUGGCUCAGCAAGCAAGUGGACAUUGAUGAAUUGGAAGCGUUUCGUCUCGCGAUCCUGGAAUGGCAGUAUAGAGCCGAGUCUCGCCUGCAAGAAGGCUACUCUGAGGCCGAACUUGCUAGUCUCAGAAAUGCUCUGGGAGGCGCCUUUGUGGACAAACACUUUCAAGGCCUUCGAUCGCAGAGCGAGGAUGUCUUCAACAGCCAAGAUUCUCGCCGAUCGAGGCUGGCGCGCAGGUUUCUGCAAGAGAAGGUUACCAUACUACGCCUGCGCAGAGAGCUUUUAGAUACCAGUCUCAUGCCCGAGGCUGCAGAUCCGUCUGCUUCUCAGCUGCGGAGUCUUGCCGCCGACUUACCUUCAGCACCGCAAGAAUCUAUCGGUGACGAAGUUGAGUCUGCUAUUGCCGCUAUCCGCGACCGAUUGAAAGACCUGGAGAGUGGAAGACCUUGGGGCCUUGAUGAAUCAAGCGUGCUGGUGCUGCGUGAUCGUUCUGACACUUCAUCUUUGGAGACUAUCGAGGUUGUACUGGAGAUCCUGCUGCUGCGUGUACGACAGUCAAACACAACUGUGCCUUCAGUUGCCCUCAUUCACUGGCUAGAACUGAUGUCCUCGGUCGGAUUCUUUUCAACGUUCACGUCACAAGUCAGCAUGCAGCUGGCUGCGAUACGAAGAAUCCAAUCACUUGGCUCGUUUGUGUCAGCUGCUCUUCUCAAUCUUGCAGCGACAAUAGCAAGCUUGAAUGAAACAGCGACCUCACCUCAGUCAAGACACCAAAGCAGGGUCAGUGGAUAUUUCCACGAAAUUGAGUCCAUCCAUGAGUACAAUGAGAUAUUGGUCAACUAUGCAACCCUUGGGAAUGUCCAGGCUGGUCCAGCAAUCCUGGCCUGGGCGAUCAUCGUCCACGAACUAUGGACUUUGGGUAACACGAUAAAAGAGGCUCGAGAAAGCCAUCAUGCCCAGAAAGCCAUCGAAGGGGUGUCUACGCUCGAUACCGCGACAGGUCGACGGAGUUCUGGGAGCAGUGUUUCCAUACAGCAAAGCAUUUUCGAAGACCUUCUGGACCGCAUUUCCAUGGGUACCUCCCAAGAAGACCCUUCUAGUCCACUGCUUGACGCGGCCAUCGACCAAUGUCACGUCUUUGACUAUGUCACGCACCUUAGCGGCUCGAAAGAUGCCCCUUUAAGCAUUCUCUCUGCGUAUAAAUUGCAGAUCCUACAAGAGUUGAUCACCGUUUCUCAGUCAUUUCUUGGUUACACACCAGAAUUGGUAUCAGCACAAUUAGGUCUCUUGUCUAACACUUCAAGCGAAUAUUCAAAGAAACGACCAUACGACCCAGCAGUUGAUUUUGUUGAGGAUAAGUUUCUGCUGGCGGGAUUUUAUGAUAUCUCGGCAGCUCGCUUUCCAUACGAAUGCUUGCCUUUCCUGCAGUUCUCACGAGCUCUAGCCAAAGCAGACAUCUUUAGCGAUCAUGGUUUGCAUUAUGUGGAGUUCCGCCUACGCAACCUUACGACAUUUACCCAGGCAGCUGUCAAGGGUGUGCAAUACAAAAUAAUACGAGAGGACGAGAGCGACAGCUUUGUCGCGCUGGAGAAGCCUGUCAAUAUGCUCGACCUGACGCAGAAUAGAAUGCUCACAUAUUCUAGCCGCGACACAACUUCGCUAUCUAUUCUCCCUGCGGACACUGUUGGACAAGUCAUCUCUGAUCCUGACGCUCCGGUCAAGAUCAUCAAAUGGGACUUGAACUAUUCUUGUCUAUCUUAUAUUGGACAACUGCUAGAGUUGCGGUACCUGAAAUCACUCCAAUCCUGUCUUUCUCCACUCGAUGACCAACAAGCAGUGGUGUCAGAAAGUAUAGGUCUCAUUGCAGACCUUUUGUCCAGUACCCUUCGGAAUGCCGCUGAAGGGGAGGCUUCUGAAGAUGUGCGGCAACAUUGUAUCGCCAUCCUUGAAGAAUCGAGCACUCAUUUACAAUCCGCUGGAGGUAUUGAAUCCCUUGUCUUCGAGAUCCUGGAGCAAGAGCUUCAAGCCUUCCGUCAGCGUUCAGUUGCGACCUUCAACUGUGACAUCUUACUGUCUUGUUUAGACUUCAUUAUUGUACUGAGCAAGAUCCAGCCUCACAUCGUGUGGUCUGGAAUCAAUCGGACGAGCCUUCUUGGCCGUCAUUCCUCCUCAACAUACAUCCUGGGGAUCGUCUCUGCGGUGGAAGUACCUACACGAGCAUUUUCGUUUCUAGCAAAGUGCGCAGAGUUGUAUCAAUCUUUGGUGCAGCUCACCUUGCGAAGUCAUCAAUACGAUUCCAGCAUGAGCGGUGCAGCUACUUCAAUCAGAAGACGCUCGAUGUUACCCACAACACUGCGCACGCAAACGUCGAUUUUGUCAACGUCAACCGAGAUUAUGUUCAAUGCCUUCCAAGAGAUGUCGGAAUGGUUUUUCCAAUCCGCGGAGCAACGGAACUCUAUUAGCAGUCUUAUUCUGAACACAUUCUCUGAUAUCAUCCGCUACGCCUUUGAUGUCGGGCAGGGGCUUAAUUCGAACACAGCAGUCACGAAUCCCUUCAUUGAACCAGCCAAAUUCAUCAUUUCAUCCUUUCGAGAUCCGAGCUUCGGCAAUGCCGCAAUUUCACCAGUUGUUCGUUGUUUGGUCAGCGGACGCCAUCAUCAAGCACCUUCUGCCUCCCAUGUGGACGUUUCAGAUCCGCAUCUCGAGUCUGCCUUAUCUUUGGCAACGCUUCUUAUCCGCUUUGGAGAUCUAGAGGACGCCCAGUUGACAUCUGCUGAAUUACAUAUUUUCAACUCCGUCCCUUCCUUGCUACGACUUCUGCUGACGAGAAAAUUGUCACGGAAACACUGUCUGCGCCUGAUGCGCGCUAUCUUGACAUCGAUCGAACGACAGAAACCAACUUCCUUGCUCGGGCAUUUGGGCUCUGCAUCCUGUAUCGAUCUGCUACAUGUCAUUAGGCAUAUUGAUCAGGAGUCUCAAUCUUCCGAGGAACGCUCCGAGCUUUGGAAACUUCUCACUUUGCUCGUUAAUGACUCUCAACAAUGGCUAGCAACGGUCAUCGUAACUGGUACUGCACCGGAUGGCCCAAAGCGGACAAAACAAGAAGAGAUACGAACAAGACAAUUCCGCGGGAGGACAUUCUUGAGUAUUGCCCUGGAGGAACUCACAAACGUUCGUAACCUGUCUCAGGUGGUUGCCAUCCCCAUGCUGGACUUCGUCCUAGAAGCUCAGCAGAACUGGUCUUGGGUCACGGAAGAUGUGGAGUCUUCUUCAGGACUCGUGUCGAAGCUAAGCUCAUUCGUUGCCCAAAGUGCGUGGGGCCAGUCCGAUGAAACAGAGCUCGCGAGAUGGACUUUAAUAGCCGCUCGAGUUACAGAUAUCUCGAAUCACCACUUACAUCAUGCAAGAGCGGCAAGAAAUGUCAACGACGUGAAAGCUUUUAUCCCUCUGCUUGAGUGGCUCACGUCGAAUGCAGUCGAAGUCUCGCUCUACAAGUCUUCCCUCCAUGCGAACCUGAAGAAGAAUUUCUCGUCGAAAUAUACCGGCUUGUCGACUCUGGAUAUCAAGAGGAAGGGCCUUACUGAGCAAGAGUAUGGACCCAAUUUCUACUAUGACAUUGAUUAUGCGGACAAAUUGCUCGCAAUUGAUCCACACUGGCGAGGGAAAAAGGUUCAAUCCUCCGACCAGUCAUUUACUGCGGAAUUCCGUAAGGCAAACACAAACCUGUCUGUCGUUGACUCUGAGUUGAAACUACUAGCAAGUCUGCAGCGUCUUUGCGUGGAUCACUGCAGGUCCUUUGCCCGAGAAAGAGAGUGUCAGAAAGUCAUGGCUCGUCUGGUUCAGGUUUGUCUGCAGUCGAAUGCAAGAGUGUACCCCUCGGAGAGCAUUUUCGACUCACUCUUCCAGACACGACUUGACCUGUCAGUGGCACUUUUGGGCGAGCUUCUGUCGGCUGGGGCAAAAGGUGAAGAAUUUUACGAACUACUGGAGCCUGCUUGGGAUGCUGUGAGGUUUCGGAACGGAUCAUACGAGCAAGCAAUCAUCAACAACGACUUGCUGUAUUGGCGUUCUACGCUCUACACCCUCUUUAUGGCCAUGCAGUUCCACGUAAGGAGAAAGAUCAAGGCGACGACGAUUCCGGGGACAAGCAAUGCGAUUAUCCCGAUAGCAUCGACUAACACGACAUUCCUCGAAGUUACGACUGACAUCGUCGCUAAAGGAUUUGAAUCGGUUGUCGGAGCUCUUCAGGACCAGAAGCUCAACAAGAACAGAAACAGCAGUGAUGACAACAACAUUGUUGGGCCACGCGACGUCACUCUGCUAUUGAUGCUUGCGCAAGCCAUCCUGAGAUUACCCAGCCUCCCUCAGUUUGCUGCUGAGAUGUCAUCUAGGAUUGUCAACUCUGGACUCUUGUCCUCAUGUUUGCUGCUGUAUUCGUGGUCGCAUCUACUCACUAGGCCAGAUCUCGACAACCAGCCACGCUAUGCAGAUUUCUGUGUUCAAUUUCUUGCAUCGCUCUCCUCUCUGCCAUCCGUAGCAGAGCACCUAGCUGUUGAGGGGGUUCUAAGCCGGUUGAUGACCUCGAAAACAACCGAGUCCUUACAACGAGUUCCCGGAGGUUUAUCCCAUGUUGAUGCGAGACCUGGUGGAGCAUUUCUCUACCGUGUAUGGGCCCUGGGAAUGUUACCGUUGUGCUUGAAUCUACUUCAUGGUGUUGGUGGUGCCAUAGCUGGAGAGAUCUCAAUUUUCCUCAACCAAUUUCCCAACCAACUUGCCCGUGCUAGCACCAGCUUUAUGCUCGCUCCUCAGACCAGAGCUGAAGGUACAGAUGCGCUGACCUUGACUGUGGCAAGUGAGGCGGCAACACUUGCUCUCAUAUCAUACAUCUUGUCGUCGUAUCGAGAUGCUGGUGCUUCUGCAGCUGUCGAUCCAACAACAGUACUACCUCUAAAAGGUUACGAUGAGCACCGGAAGGCCAUUGCAGAGGAUAUACGAGAUGUGCUCGCCUUGAAGGCAGACGUUAGACGCAAAAUGACGGUACCUGCCGACGAAAGAGAAUCAAGCUGGCAAAACUCAAGUGGAGGAGAUAAAUUGGAUGAAAAAGUCGUGACUGAAUUGAAAAUGGCGCUGACAGCCCUGGGAAGAAAUGACGAUGAUGAUGACGAUAAGUGAGUGAAAUGUAAACUGCCAGGGAACGCUGGAUCUGCUGUAAGAACUGCAGGAGUGUUUCAACUAUUAUUGUAACCAAAAAUAAUUCCGACUCUCAGUUUCUUCAUUGUCUCUUGGAUUUUCUCGAUCUGAUCUAGCUCUUGCGUGAGCUCAGCGAUGGCCUUAUGACCCGAAAUGAUUACUUUGAUGGAAAGAAGUACGGAGUAUGAAUUGACUGACUUCAAGGUCGCCUGAACGCUAUGAGUGUAUGUCUGUUGUUAUGCAAGAUCCGACGUUUCCUCUUCUAGCCCGUCUAUACCACAAGCUC